Molecule: messenger RNA, 1559 nt
Organism: Candoia aspera
Lineage: Eukaryota; Metazoa; Chordata; Lepidosauria; Squamata; Candoiidae
Gene: HMOX1
Product: heme oxygenase 1
Exons: 5
Coding region: 178-1047 (289 amino acids)
Biological process (GO): heme oxidation; heme catabolic process; response to oxidative stress
Molecular function (GO): heme binding; heme oxygenase (decyclizing) activity
Source: RefSeq, a predicted model, not a curated record
GCUUUCUGAGGUCAGAUGUUUUCUGGCUGAGCACGUGAUCUCACAGUAAGAAUAUAAAGAGAAAAAUGAAGGAGAAGGGCUGCUUAACUCAAGAGCCUUUCAGCCUCAGGAAAGAAGGAAGCAAAAGGCCAACAGAAAGGCGAAAGAAGGGAUAGCAAAUAACAGAAAAAGGGAAGAAUGGCCCAGCACACUGAAGGAAAGUUUCAGGACCUUUCAGAAGCCCUGAAGGAAAGCACCAAAGAUGUUCAUGAAGAGGCAGAAAACACAGAAUUCAUGAAGAUUUUCCAGAAAGGGCAGGUGUCGCUUCAUGAAUUUAAGCUGUAUUUGGCUUCUCUGUAUUACAUCUAUGUGGCCCUGGAGGAAGAGUCUGAACGGAAUAAGGACAACCCAGUCUACACUCCUGUUUAUUUCCCCAAUGAAUUGAAUCGCACAGCUGCACUGGAAGAAGACCUGGAAUAUUUCUAUGGUUCUGCAUGGAAGAAGGACAUCCAGUGUCAUGAGGCAACUCAGAAAUAUGUGGAUAGGCUACAUCAUGUAGGCCAGUAUGAACCUGAACUUUUAGUGGCCCAUGCUUAUACCCGAUACUUGGGAGAUCUGUCUGGUGGCCAGAUUCUGAAGAAGAUUGCCCAGAAAUCACUCAGUCUGCCCAAUACUGGAAAAGGACUGUCCUUCUUCAAUUUCUCUGGAAUCACCAACAUUAGCAAAUUCAAACAGCUUUAUAGAGCUCGGAUGAACAGCAUCCCCAUGGAUUCUGCUACUAAAGAGAGAAUCGUUGAAGAGGCCAGAAAAUCUUUUCUGUUGAAUAUUGAAGUGUUUCAGGAGUUGCAAAGUUUGGUGAAUCAAGGCAGGCUUAUGCAGGACAAUCACCUUGAGAACUCCAAAUCAGAUUUUCACACAACACGAAACAACAGAACACAGAAUCCCAAGGGAAGCGACAAAGCACAGAUGAAGCAUACAGGCAUACUGCCGGGCACCCCACUCUUGCGUUGGACUCUCGCUCUUUCCCUCUUAGCAACAACAGUUGUUGUGGGCUUGUAUGCCAUAUGAACAGAAAGGAACUUAAGCACUUUUAGUACUAUUUGCCUACUCCUGAACUAAUACACGUUUUUUUAGUUGAGGAUGACAGAUUUAGACUGUCUCUCAGACUGGAAGAGCUGAGCCUGGCUAUUUCUCUAGUUCUAGGUAUUAUUGUUACCAACAGUUGUUUGAAGAUGUUUGUGUCAAAAACAUUUCUCUAAAGACCCUGAAGUGCCACUGUAUGGCAUGCCUUUAAACCAGUAAGAAGCCAUAAUAACUUGCCAUCUGGGAUAUGUGAGGAAUAAAUCAUGCUGUGAUAUUUUGUCCAGUGUUUAUUUUGUAUGCAGUAUAAGUUGUAUUGCUUGUUUGUCCUAAAACACAAUAGAGUGCUCAAACUAUGGCUUUAUGCAACACACUUCUAUUACUUUAAAACAUAGAUGUGCCUUAGCAAUGAACUUUCAGAAACAGAAUAAUAUACUCUAGUACUUGUACUUUGUCUUUAUAAGUUAUAUGUACUUUCAUUAAAGCUCCUUUUGAGUUGA